AUGGCACCAUCCCUAUCCCUCCCAUCCCCUGCUUCGAGUCCCCCGCCCAGCCUUGAGGACGAUACCGAAACUAGGGCAGAAACAACAGAAGGCGACACCCACAAACUACAGUCUAGUCGGAUCGAUAUCGAAACAGACCACGAGGAUGACAAGCGGCUCUCUAAAAGACUGGACGCUCUUCUGGAAUCUUACCUGACCUUGCUAGACACAUACACCAGGCUCCGCGAGCAAUUGUCCAAGGGCUUUGCCUCCGGCUUCUUGGCACUAGCACAGGCAAACAGAAACUCCGCCCUUGGUCCAGGCAGGCGGUAUGGGGAAGAAGGAUACGACAAGCGCAUGAAAGCGCUGAAGAGACUGCAGAUUAACCAAGACGUUGGCUUGGGGGAUAAUGACGUCGUGGGAACCGCAAAACCGACAGGAACGGGGCACGACAGGCAGGAUUCCAAGAUUACAAUCAUGGAAAUCGAGAAGAGCAAGCGAACCUGCACCGCCGGCGACGAAUUAGAAGAAACUGGUGACUCUGCAGAGCAACAUCUUCAUGGUUCAGGAACCAAAGGAACCCAAGGGCUGAAGGUAGACUUGACGACGAGAAAUCAAGAGCAAGAGCUUGCUCAUGCAGAACGAACGCUGAAUCCCGAACCGACGACUGCAGGUGAAGCUGAGAAGCAGGUAGAAGGAGCCGAGGCCAAACAUGACAAUCGCAGCCAGGAUUCAACCUCAGCCUCAGUCUCAACCUCCACCUCCGCAUCCACAUCCACCUCCAUACACCAUGCGUCUCACCUUGACCCUAUCCCUAUUCCUUCCAAGGCGCCGAGUGACACCCUCAGAGGUUCACGUAAAUCUUCAUCGGACGACACGCACUGCACUCACUUCUCUUACUCAAUCACGCUCACGCCCCCAUCCGCAUCUGACGAGAAGCCUACACCUGUACCCGAGGAGCUCUCGUCGACACCUCCACCCAAGGCAAAUCCCAAAGAUCCGCUGAAAUGGUACGGUAUCCUCGUCCCGCCCGCCCUGCGACAGUGUCAAGGCCACUUCCAAUCCUCAGUGGACUUGACCGUCCCUGAUCUGUUGUCGACGGUCUCUGCACUCGACAGUCUCGAGCGCGAAAUAUGGCAAGUGCGGUGUGAGUUGGGAUUGCUCGACUUGUACAACUACGAUUACGAUUAUGAUUACGACCAUCUUGCCCAAAACGAUUGCAUCACGACAGCCACGAAUAGUUCACUACUAGGGGGCAAGUUCCGUUCUGAAAAUGAUUCUGAAAUUCCGGCCUCCCCACCAUCAGUAUCCUUUGGCAGCGACCAGCUUCGACCCGAGAAGUAUCGUGGAACUUCCAACUCAAGGCCUGACUUCCAGACAUCACCAAAGAGGCAGUCCCUGUUUUCGCCUACAACUUCGGCGUCUGAACCACGGUCGCGGGUUCUGAAGCUCGGUUGA
Messenger RNA from Capronia epimyces CBS 606.96, 1437 nucleotides. RefSeq lists its product as uncharacterized. The record is from RefSeq and is a predicted model, not a curated record. Bases 1 to 1437 code for a protein of 478 amino acids. Lineage: Eukaryota; Fungi; Ascomycota; Eurotiomycetes; Chaetothyriales; Herpotrichiellaceae. Gene Ontology annotation, biological process: vacuolar proton-transporting V-type ATPase complex assembly. Gene Ontology annotation, cellular component: Vma12-Vma22 assembly complex; extrinsic component of endoplasmic reticulum membrane. The transcript has a single exon.